Molecule: messenger RNA, 5720 nt
Organism: Trichomycterus rosablanca
Lineage: Eukaryota; Metazoa; Chordata; Actinopteri; Siluriformes; Trichomycteridae
Gene: atp8b5a
Product: ATPase phospholipid transporting 8B5a
Exons: 30
Coding region: 509-4081 (1190 amino acids)
Biological process (GO): phospholipid translocation; Golgi organization
Cellular component (GO): plasma membrane; trans-Golgi network
Molecular function (GO): magnesium ion binding; ATP hydrolysis activity; ATPase-coupled intramembrane lipid carrier activity
Source: RefSeq, a predicted model, not a curated record
GAGCUAGGGACAGAGAGAGGGGUCUGAAGCACGUGGAGAAAAGACACACGAGUCUAAACUCGCUGCUGCUGCUCUGGGGAAACUGAUAGUUUGAGAGGGAGGAGAGAGAGAGAGAGAGAGAGAGGGCGAGCGAGUGAGCGAGUUGUGAAAACCAGAACAAAGACUCACACACAAGCUCCAGCAGGAGUGUGGAAUCUGAGGAGAACCUGAGAGGAACCCAGGAGGACUGAGAGAAACACUGAGUGUUUGUACUCGACCCACCCUGCUUCAUUCUGCUUCGUUCUUCUGUGUUCUCCUGCAGUCUGUGAGAGAGUGAACUCUGGGUGUGGAACCCCUCCCUCACAGAGCCAGAGCAGAUCAGGAACCAACACAGGAACCAAAGAAGAAGUUUUUUAUCAAGCAGGUCUGGGUGGAGUUCAGGACAGCUGGAGGUCUGACAGGGGACAGACGGACAGACGGGGAUCUGGAGGACGAUGGACUGAUAGUGAAGGAGUGAAGGACCUCCAUCAUGUCGUUCUUCGGUUUGGACUGUGUGAAGAAGAAAGAGAAGGAGACGGAGAGGAAAAUCCAGGCCAACGACAGGGAAUACAACUCCACCUUCAAAUACGCUACCAACGGCAUCAAAACCUCCAAGUACAACGUCCUCACCUUCCUUCCUCUCAACCUGUUCGAACAGUUCCAGAGAAUCGCCAACGCCUACUUCCUGUGCCUGCUGGUCCUCCAGGUGAUUCCUGCCAUCUCGUCUCUGUCCUGGUUCACCACCGUCGUACCUCUGGCUCUGGUGCUCAUCAUCACCGCAGUCAAAGAUGCAAUCGAUGAUAUUCAUCGACACAGGAGCGACAGGCAGGUGAACAACCGGAAAGCAGAGGUGCUCAUCGAUGGAGAGCUGAGGAGUGAGAAAUGGAUGAAUGUUAAAGUUGGCGACAUCAUCAAGCUGCAGAACAACCAGUUUGUGACAGCGGAUCUUCUCCUCCUGUCCAGCAGUGAACCUCUUAACCUGGUGUACAUCGAGACUGCUGAGCUGGAUGGGGAGACUAAUCUGAAGGUGAAGCAGGCUCUGACAGUAACGGGAGAUAUGGGUGGAAGCAUCGAGGCUCUGGCUGCGUUUAAAGGGGAGGUGUGCUGUGAGCCUCCUAACAACCGCUUGGACCGUUUUUCGGGGACGCUGGUGUGGAAGGGACACAAACACCCGCUGGAUAACCAGAGUGUCCUGCUGAGGGGGUGCACCCUCCGAAAUACGGCCUGGUGCUUCGGCCUGGUGCUGUUCGCUGGACCUGAAACCAAGCUCAUGCAGAAUUGUGGGAAAUCCACUUUCAAAAGGACGAGUAUCGACCGUCUGAUGAACGUCCUCGUGCUGUUCAUCUUCGGGUUCCUGGUGCUGAUGUGCGUGAUCCUGGCUGUGGGUCACGGCAUCUGGGAGCACUUUGAGAGACGGUUCACCACCUUCAUCCCCCGAGAGAAGAACGUGGGAGCUUCCUUCUCGGCCUUCCUCACCUUCUGGUCCUACAUCAUCAUCCUCAACACCGUGGUUCCCAUCUCGCUCUACGUCAGUAUGGAGGUGAUCAGGUUAGGGAACAGCUACUACAUUAACUGGGACAGGAAGAUGUAUCACGAGCGCAGCGACACGCCCGCUGAGGCUCGCACCACCACCCUGAACGAGGAGCUGGGCCAGAUCAGCUACGUCUUCUCCGACAAGACCGGAACCCUCACUCAGAACAUCAUGAACUUCACCAAGUGCACCAUCAGCGGCAAGACCUACGGUGAUGUGAUCGAUCACUACACAGGACAGAGGCUGGAGAUCUCAGAGGACAUGCUCCCUGUGGAUUUCACCUUUAACCGUCUGGCUGAUCCGAAGUUCCAGUUCUACGAUGCAGCUCUGCUGGAGGCGGUGAAGCUCGGCACCCCUCAGGUUCACGCCUUCUUCAGGCUGCUGGCUCUCUGCCACACCGUCAUGCCCGGCGAGACCAACAACGAGUUGGUGUACCAGGCUCAGUCUCCAGACGAGGGCGCUCUGGUGACGGCGGCCCGUAACUUUGGCUUCGUGUUCCGCUCUCGUUCGCCGGAGUCUCUGUGUGUGGAGGAGCUGGGUGAGGAACGCUCCUACCAUCUGCUCGCCAUCCUGGACUUCAACAACGUCCGCAAGAGGAUGUCCGUCAUCGUACGGAGUCCGGAGGGAAAACUCUCUCUGUACUGUAAAGGAGCCGACACCAUCAUCUACGAGCGACUCCACACGUCCUGCAGCAAACUGAUGGAGGUCACCACAGAGCACCUCAACGAGUUUGCAGGUGAGGGUCUGCGUACACUAGUUUUGGCCUAUAAGGAUCUGGAUGAACAGUAUUUCUCAGAGUGGAAACAGCGCCACCAUGAGGCGAGUACAGCUCUGGAUCAACGAGAGGAGAAACUCAACGAUCUGUAUGAAGAGAUAGAGAAAGAUCUACAGUUAAUUGGAGCUACAGCUAUAGAAGAUAAGCUCCAGGAUGGAGUACCUCAGACCAUCGAGCAGCUGGCCAAGGCCAACAUCAAGAUCUGGGUUCUGACUGGAGACAAGCAAGAGACGGCGGAGAACAUCGGCUACUCCUGCAACCUGCUGCGAGAGGAGAUGGACGACAUCUUCAUCGUCUCAGCCAAGUCACAUGAUGCGGUCAGGAAGGAGCUCAGGAACGCUCGGGCCAAGAUGAGUCCAAACUCAGGAGAGGACGCGUCCUUCAUCUCAGAGAGCAUUCUGGGUAACGAGCCCAAAGUGGUGCACGAUGAGAAUGUGAAUGGAGAGUACGGCUUGGUCAUCAGCGGCCACAGUCUGGUGUACGCUCUGGACAGCAGUAUGGAGCUGGAGUUCCUGCGGACGGCGUGCAUGUGUAAGACGGUGAUCUGCUGCCGGGUCACGCCCUUACAGAAAGCUCAGGUGGUGGAGCUGGUUAAGAAAUAUAAACGAGCCGUCACGCUGGCCAUCGGGGACGGUGCCAACGACGUGAGCAUGAUCAAGACGGCACAUAUCGGGGUGGGCAUCAGCGGGCAGGAGGGCAUGCAGGCGGUCCUCUCCAGUGAUUUCUCCUUCGCUCAGUUCCGUUACCUGCAGCGCCUCCUGCUGGUGCACGGCCGCUGGUCCUACCUGCGCAUGUGCAAGUUCCUGCGCUACUUCUUCUACAAGAACUUCACCUUCACCUUCGUGCACUUCUGGUACGCCUUCUUCUGCGGCUUCUCCGCCCAGACGGUGUAUGAUCAGGGCUUCAUCGCUCUGUAUAACCUGAUGUACACCGCGCUGCCCGUGCUGGGAUUGGGACUUUUCGACCAGGAUGUGAAUGAGGGCUGGAGUUUGGAGUUCCCUCAGCUGUACCGGCCGGGGCAGCUCAGCAUGUUCUUUAAUAAAGGAACGUUUAUGAAGUGUGCCCUGCACAGCUGCUACAGCUCGCUGGUUCUGUUCUUCGUGCCCUACGCUGCCCUGCACGACACGGCCGACUACCAGUCCUUCACCCUGCUCACCCAGACCUGCCUCAUCAUCACCGUGUGUGUUCAGUUGGGGUUGGAUUUGUCCUACUGGACGGCGGUGAAUCACCUGUUCGUGUGGGGCAGUUUGGGGAUGUUCUUCCUGGUCACCUUCUCCAUGCAGAGUGACGGCGUGCACACACUCCACCCGGCUUCAUUCUCCUUCGUAGGUACGGCCCAGAACACCCUGAAGCACAAGAACGUUUGGCUCACCAUCUUCCUGACCGUGGUGCUGUGUGUGUUACCGGUGCUGCUUCACCGAUUCCUGUUCAGUCAGAUCAGCCCUACCAUCAACGAUAAGGUGAGGUUCAUGGUGCACCAGAUGAAGGCUAAACUUCCUCCUCCUCGCCGCCGCACCAAGAUCCGCCGCUCCAGCACCCGCCGCUCGGGUUACGCCUUCUCUCACGCCCAGGGCUACGGCGACCUCGUCACCUCCAAACGCUUCCUGCGCCGCCAGGCUCCGCCCCGCUCCACGGGGUUCACGCCCACGGGCCGCACCGCUUGGUACAGCCCGAUGGGUAAACAGCAGAACUCCAAACAGGAAGUGGAACCCACGGAGCUUCAGCGUUACCGUGUCGUUAAUGACUCCGUCCUCUGAGGGCGUGGCCGGGUGAUGGGCUUCAUUUAUUAACGUAAACAAUUAGCAGCAGGUUCCAGAGUCUAAGAGAGGAACGGGGUUGGAGAACUAAAUCUGGAACCAGCUGUUGGGUUCUAGAACAAAAUGAUGCUCAGGGUCUAAAAGCAAUAAUAAAAGUGGGUGUAAAAAACAGGCAGAACCUCUGAAACCACACGUUCUCAAGGUUCUGGAAUCAAACUACUUGGUUCUGAUACUGACUCUAAAAUCAACACUAUGCACACAUUCUCACGUGGGCUCUGGAGCUCACCUCAUACAUAACGAAGGCACCGAUGUUGAUUGUAGGUCCUAAAACCAAAAACUAAUAUGCUCAUUUUCAAAUUCCAAUCAGGAACUGUUUUUAGAAUAACAUUACAAUCAGGUUCUAGAACUCUGAGGUUCUAUAAUUAUAAAAUACAUUUCGACACAUCAGAUUCCAGAAGCUAAAUUGUAAGUUUGAAUCUCUUGAGUGCCUUUGAGAAGCUGAAUCAGGAGCAAGUUUUAUAUCUAGAACCUGAACUGGAACUUUUAUUUUGGAUUCGUGUUUACAUGGUUGAGCUGGUAAUAAUGAAGAGUAUGGAGAACAUGUUCACACACUAAUGAGAAACAUGUGAUCUUCAUGUAAAUAUGAGGUGCUGUUCUAUAUUAGCUCUGCACAUCCAGCUCAGAGUCCAGAACUGAAGGAGCUGCACAGGCUUGAUGGGGUCUGAGAUGAACAGAACGUAAAUCAGAAGUUUCUCACCAUUAUCUGGUUACUGGGAACGUGUCCCACACCACAUAUCAUGCUGGGUAUUCCAGGGGUUCUCAGCUGGGCGGGGCAGUCAAGCUUUAAUAAUAACCACUGAUGGUGUUUCAUGGAAUGUUUAACUGCACCUACAGAAUGAUCUGGUCCUGAUCUAGUGCACUAGAGAGAUGAGGGUGAGUUUGGAACUAUCUAUGCUGGAGUUACACCAAAUACUGUCCAGAAGAGCAACUUGUUUGUUUAUGCAUAACUAAUAAGUGCCUUGAAUGUGUUUUACCACUAAAAGUGAUGCAGUUUUCAUUCAUGGCUGUUAGAUCCAAAUAUCUCAGAUUAAAUAUUAAACUCUGAGUGUUUUUAUCUUUGAUAGUUUGAAGCCAAAGCCAUUUUGCUGCAGAGUUUACACCUGUGUAUCAAACUGUAAUCAGCCAACAUGUUACAUGUACAUCUAAUAAUGAUCUUCAUCAGAAUAAACCAUUUAUUAUUAUUAUUAAACUUUAUGGUUAUGGAAACAUUUUCUCUUUUUGAAUGUGUAAUAAAGGUUUUGUUUGAAAUUGCUCCCAGUUAGACACUUUUUAAAUUUGUUUGAAUGUUUGUGUUGCCUUCAAACCAACCAUCCUUUUUUACAUUUUGUGUAAAGUGGAUCAUGACCACAGAGCAAAAAUGCAAAACAUAUAAAUGCUGAAUUCAUAUAACACAGAAAUAUUUCUAUUAACCUCCUGCUUGUGUUUUCUAUGUAUUUAUCUGUAUGUAUCUUUAUAUCCAUCUCAGUACUGAACAUGGUAGAUCUGGCAACCAAAAAGGUGGUGACCGCAUGUGGGACUUUUUAUGGUUUGUAUUUUUACUGCAGAGUUUUGUAUAAAUAAAAGACUUUUCUAUCACUGA